ACGCAUCACCUGUGUGCGCUCCCAUUGCCGCUGACGUAACUUCCUCCUUUCCCAGCAUGGCGACGUCUACGCUGUGCCGAUCGGCGGCCAUGGGGAGAGCUGGCCGUUGCAGGGUUCCCCUGCCGUCCGGCAGGCUGCUGGUCCUAUGGCUGCUGAUGAGUUUAUUCACGGGCUGUGCGGACACAUUCUACGUUCCUGGCGUGGCGCCCGUGGAGUUCAGCCGUGGCCAGCCGAUCGAGGUGAAGGCCGUCAAGAUGACCAGCACCCUGACGCAGCUGCCAUACGCCUACUACUCGCUCAACCUGUGCAAGCCCAAGAACGGCACGCUCACCUACAAGUCUGAGAACCUCGGGGAGGUCCUCCGUGGGGACCGCAUUGUGAACACGCCCUACGAGGUUCACAUGGCAGUGGACCAGAAGUGCAAGUUGCUGUGCCACAUGAGGGACACCGACCCGCCACCCAUCUCGUGGCAGCUCGAGGACUCCCAGACUGCCGCCCUGCGCAUCCGGCACCAGUACUUCGUCCACCUGCUUGCCGACAACAUGCCAUGUGCGGUACGCCUUGAAUCGUUCGACAGCAGUCAACCGGUUUACGAACAUGGAUAUCGGCUUGGAUUUGUCGAGAAUGACAAGCCAUACAUCAACAACCACCUGAAACUCAUCCUCUACUACCACACCGAGGACAAUGAGCACUUCAGGGUUGUUGGCUUCGAAGUCGCUACCAAGAGUGUGCACAAGGACUCGAUGAAGUUCCUGAAGGGUGGCUUUUGCGAGUUCGACUCGAGCCAAGCGAAGAAGCAGGACGUGAACGAGAACGGCAUCACAGACUUGUACUUCAGCUACGAGGUGGAAUGGAGGCAGAGCAGCAUCAGGUGGGCCUCCCGCUGGGACACCUACCUGGCCAUGACCGACGUCCAGAUCCACUGGUUCUCCAUCGUCAACUCGGUCAUUGUUGUCUUUUUCUUGUCGGGUAUGCUGACUAUGAUCAUCGUUAGGACACUUCGGAGGGACAUUGCCCGCUACAACAAAGACGAAGACUCGGAAGACGCGAUGGAGGAGACUGGCUGGAAAUUGGUCCACGGUGACGUCUUCCGGCCGCCGCAGUACCCCAAGCUCUUCGUUGCCGUUGUGGGCAGCGGGAUUCAGAUCUUCUUCAUGAUGUUCAUCACAAUAUUCUUCGCCAUGCUGGGCAUGUUGUCACCGGCCUCCCGGGGGGCCCUCAUGACCGCUGCCAUCUUCCUCUACGUCUUCAUGGGCCUCUUUGCCGGCUACUUCUCGGCCCGCUUGUACAAGACCUUGCGUGGUGUCCAGUGGAGGAAAGCAGCCUUCCUGACAUCGGUCCUGUACCCAGGCAUAGUAUUUGGAACAUGUUUUUUCCUCAACUUCUUCAUUUGGGGAAAGCACUCGUCGGGAGCGGUUCCCUUUGCCACUAUGGUGGCACUGCUAUGCCUCUGGUUUGGCAUCUCAGUGCCCCUCGUGUUCCUGGGGUACUUUUUCGGGUACCGCAAGAAGCCCUACGAGCACCCUGUUCGCACGAACCAGAUCCCCAGGCAGGUGCCUGAGCAGGUCUGGUACAUGAACCCAGCACUCUGCACACUGAUGGCAGGGAUCCUCCCUUUUGGAGCCAUGUUUAUUGAGCUCUUCUUCAUCUUUUCCGCCCUGUGGGAGAACCAGUUCUACUACCUGUUUGGUUUCCUCUUUCUCGUUUUCAUCAUCCUCAUAAUCUCCUGCUCUCAGAUUUCCAUUGUGAUGGUGUAUUUUCAACUCUGCGGUGAGAACUACCACUGGUGGUGGCGAUCACUGAUAGUCUCAGGAGGAUCUGCACUCUAUGUGUUUGCCUAUGCCAUCUUCUACUUCGUCACCAAGCUGGAGAUCACAGAGUUCAUUCCGACUCUUCUGUACUUCGGCUACACAUGCAUCAUGGUGCUGACUUUCUGGCUUCUGACGGGAACGAUUGGUUUCUACGCCGCAUACUUCUUCCUCUGCAAGAUCUACGCUGCUGUCAAAAUCGACUGAGUCAUGCAGCUAGCAUGCCUUUGUCCACCGCUGCCGCAUAGCUGCAUCACUGGGAGCAGUGGCUGCGACAGCGUCGUGCAGAGCGCAUGAAUCGACCGACUGAAUUCUCUACGCUUCUGAGAAAUGGAUGGAGGUGGAAGACGCGGAAGAAAGUACUCUGGGACUGGGAAGGGAAAUGCUGAUUUGGUGCGUGUCUGUUUGUGUGUUUGUGUGUGUGUGUGUGUGAAGGACAAGAGAUGACCAGAAGAUGUGGGUAUUGUCAGCAUCGAGCAGUAAGAAGAACGGGCUGUGUGACAAGCACUUCGUAUGGGUCAGGGAAGUGUGCAGUUUUUCUCUGUCUUUCACUCUUUUUUUUUUGUAUGGUUGUGUGUUUGCUUGUUUUUGCUUGUUUCUGUUUCACACGUAGAUGUCGUUGGAGCGAUAGGGCAAGAGAACGAGGCAAAAUAUGAGCUGUAGCUUAUUUUUACUGCCACCUCCACGUUUCUCCUCUACUCCUUGGUGAAUCUGUAUUUUUCUUUUUUUUUCAAAUGGUUUUACUUUUGUGGGUCCGACAGGAAUCAUCAACAUAGCUUUUGUCUGACCAUUGGCCGCCGAUUCCAGCUGCUAGCCGCUAGUCAGCAAGAACAGCAAGAAGCUCUUGGCUGUGUGUACUUCUGAUGGCUUGUUUUGGAUUCAUGCUCCACUUCAAGCUGCGAACUGGGUUCCCAGGGCAGCAUGAAACAGCUGUAAGGCAGCAGGGAGCAUGGCAUACCUCACCAUCUGUCUUUAUUAUUAUUUCUUCCUUUGGAGAAAAUGCAAGUGUCUAAUAAUGAAUGCACUAGUGGAUGGACUUGCAGCACGCAUGGCUUUACAGAUUCAAGGGAUCUGUGUUCUGCUUUGGGAAGGAUGCAUAUGUGGGCAGUGAUAUGGAUGUUCCUGUUGAUGGUGCCACAGGAUGCCUCACCUGGAACAUCCUGUCUGUUUGCUGUAGUAUCUGAUUCCUGCUUUCCCAGAUGCAGCUUUGGAGACUUGAUUUAUGCACAGGCAGGCCGUAAAAGAAAAAAUCGGCUGCCGUUUCACUGCCAUUAGGUUUGUGCUUGACAGCUUUCACAUAGGUUGUUUGCACUAGUUACGCUUUACAGACUAGUUCAUUGUGACAAGACUGUCAUUAAUCAUCUUGAUGAGUUUCCUCUUGCCAAAUUAGCUCAUAAGUUGUGUCUGACCUCAAGUCAGCAGCGUUUACAAAGUUGCAAGCUGCCACCUUUAGUCAGGUGCGACCUAACUGCAGUUUAUUCUCUGUGGAAUUUUACUGCCAGACUUGACACUUCACUGUUUGCUAUUGUUUCCCGCGUUGCAACUGAAUGUGUUUUUGGCAGCUAGUGAGUUGAUAACUGAAAGCACAACUCUGUGGCCAGGAUUCAAUGGAUGCAUCUGACGCGGCUGAAUAUGGACGAAUGAGUUCUUCAGUUCAAUACUAAAUUCGCCCCAAAAAAAGGACCAAGUGAUGUCGCACACAUUCAUGGCCCCAACAUCAUCGAUGAAAAGUAGUUUGUACUGUAACCCUUGCUUUGGUCAUUCCCAGGUCCUGUUGCAGUUUAGGCAUUUGUAAACUUGCAGGGCAGUAAACAUUGCCUGCCGUUUCUUAUGCACCACGCCACUUCCCAAGUUGUCAUGGUUGAGCAUGUUUUAUUCUGUCAUUGAAUCCGUUUUACCAAGUUGUGUUGCUUCUGUCAUCAACAUUUGCAGGCUCAAACUUGCCCGUAACUCGUUCUGCGACUGCAAUAACUGAAAAGUGACCAUGAAAAAGUGUCCAUUCUUAUUGAUUCCUGUGCCCAUCUGGGAAAGCAGCACUAUGUUAUUCUGAAUGGCAUUUCUACCAGAUAGUUAUCUGCACUUCUGUGCUUAGUCUGCUAGUGUCUCUUUUCACGCACUGUUCGUAGUGCCCUAGUGUUUGAAACUGCAUGUUUAUACUGUGAGUUGCGGGGACUUGUGUGGUCAUAAGUUAGGUACUUUUGUUAUUUUUGCUUUCAAGUGCCUAUCUGUAGGGUAAAUGAGUAUGCGCCCUUAGCAACAUGUGGGUGUCUUGAGAUGGUUCGUCUCAGCUUAGGGACAUGAUGACGUAAUGCUGAGAACUUUGUUUGAGCAGCUCCAUGGGCCAAAGAAAGUGCUUGAGCAGAGUACAGCUGUCAAAGGACUCAAGAUGUAGCAUGGCUUUUAGUUUGAUACCCAGAAUUCAGUUCUGGCACACUUCUGAUAAGAUGGCAAGGUGCUUGGAGGUAUUUCCAGCAAGCUGUAGUAAUCGGUGACCUAACGGCAUUGGUCUCUGAACUAAAUCCCAGGUACAGUUAGCAACAUUUAAUCUCCAAACAUCUUGUCAAGAAAAUUUUCAAUGCACUGUUGGUGUAUAUUUUCCAGUUGUCCAUUAUUUUGCAGGUUGAGUCAGCGUGUUUGUCCCUGCUUAUAUGGCGCUGCUUACUUGUGGAACCUCAUUACCAAUCACACGCAUCGACUUCUGUACUUUGUAAUUUAUGAUGUACAUAUUGCUUUGUAUCAAGGAGAACUUCUGAUUCCCUUGUGAGUUUUGUUACUUCUCUAAGCCAUACGGCAGAUCACUUGUCGCUUAAAAAUGUGGGAGCGAAUUAUCCUAAUGGUGUUAUCAUGGGCAGUUUUUGUCAAAAGUUUAGAAGCCAAUGUGUACAUGACCAGACCUAUGGUCUGUCCACCCAGAGGGAUCUCAGAAAUUUUGCGGCUCGGAAUGCCAGAGACUGAGUGGCAAUUAUUGAGCUUUAGAGCAUCAGCUGUGUGACAAGUGGGCAGCAACAGAACUUCGCGAUCACUCAUGAAGUGGCUUCGAAACUUUUGACUAAGACUGUAUGCUUUCAUUGCAUGCUCCACUUCUAUAACUUAUGGCACUUUUGUCGGGUAAGGCCAACGCCCCGGAAAUUUGUGGAAUUCCACACAACCAAAGCAUCAAUUUCUCAUGUUAGUGUACAAUGCCUUGAGGGUAAGCAAUCUUUGAAACAUGUAUUGAAUAUUAAACACACUACUACUUCUGAAA
This is a messenger RNA of Dermacentor andersoni, 5052 nucleotides long. RefSeq names its product transmembrane 9 superfamily protein member 4 (gene TM9SF4). Gene Ontology annotation, biological process: protein localization to membrane. The record is from RefSeq and is a predicted model, not a curated record. Gene Ontology annotation, cellular component: membrane. NCBI's taxonomy places the organism in Eukaryota, Metazoa, Arthropoda, Arachnida, Ixodida, Ixodidae.